Messenger RNA from Ornithorhynchus anatinus (platypus), 5424 nucleotides. RefSeq names its product ribosomal protein S6 kinase B1 (gene RPS6KB1). NCBI's taxonomy places the organism in Eukaryota, Metazoa, Chordata, Mammalia, Monotremata, Ornithorhynchidae. Gene Ontology annotation, biological process: protein phosphorylation; cellular response to insulin stimulus; signal transduction. Gene Ontology annotation, molecular function: protein serine/threonine kinase activity; ATP binding. The transcript is spliced from 15 exons. Bases 26 to 1606 code for a protein of 526 amino acids. The record is from RefSeq and is a predicted model, not a curated record.
CGGCGGCCGUGGCGGGGCCGAGCCCAUGAGGCGACGGCGGAGGCGGGACGGAUCUCACCCAGCGCCGGCCUUACUCAGAGACGGGGACGCCGAGGUCAUGGCGGGCGUAUUUGACAUCGACCUGGACCAGCCGGAGGAGGCGGGCUCGGAGGACGAGCUGGAGGAGGGGGGUCAGAUAAGUGAAAGUAUGGACCAUGGAGGAGUCGGACCAUAUGAAUUGGGCAUGGAGCAUUGUGAAAAAUUUGAAAUCUCAGAAACGAGUGUGAACAGAGGGCCAGAAAAAAUCAGACCGGAAUGCUUUGAACUACUUCGCGUACUUGGUAAAGGGGGCUAUGGAAAGGUUUUCCAAGUACGUAAAGUAACAGGAGCUAAUACUGGGAAAAUAUUUGCCAUGAAGGUGCUUAAAAAGGCGAUGAUAGUAAGAAAUGCAAAAGAUACAGCCCAUACAAAAGCAGAGAGAAAUAUCCUGGAGGAAGUGAAGCAUCCCUUCAUUGUGGAUUUAAUUUAUGCCUUUCAGACUGGUGGAAAACUCUACCUCAUUCUUGAGUAUCUCAGUGGAGGCGAACUAUUUAUGCAGUUAGAAAGAGAGGGAAUAUUUAUGGAAGACACAGCCUGCUUUUACUUGGCAGAAAUCUCCAUGGCUUUGGGGCACUUACAUCAAAAAGGGAUCAUCUACCGAGACCUGAAGCCGGAAAAUAUCAUGCUUAAUCACCAAGGUCAUGUAAAAUUGACAGACUUUGGACUAUGCAAAGAAUCUAUUCACGACGGAACGGUCACGCACACGUUCUGUGGAACAAUAGAAUACAUGGCCCCUGAAAUCUUGAUGAGAAGUGGCCAUAACCGUGCUGUGGACUGGUGGAGUUUGGGGGCAUUAAUGUAUGACAUGCUGACUGGAGCACCCCCAUUCACUGGGGAGAACAGAAAGAAAACAAUUGACAAAAUACUCAAAUGUAAACUCAAUUUGCCUCCCUACCUCACACAAGAAGCUCGAGAUCUGCUGAAAAAGCUGCUAAAAAGGAAUGCUGCUUCUCGACUUGGAGCUGGCCCUGGGGAUGCUGGAGAAGUUCAGGCUCAUCCUUUCUUCAGACACAUUAACUGGGAAGAACUGUUGGCUCGGAAGGUGGAGCCUCCCUUUAAACCUCUGUUGCAAUCCGAAGAAGAUGUGAGCCAGUUUGAUUCAAAGUUUACACGUCAAACACCUGUUGACAGCCCAGAUGACUCAACUCUCAGUGAAAGUGCCAACCAGGUCUUUCUGGGUUUUACAUAUGUGGCUCCAUCUGUACUGGAAAGCGUGAAAGAGAAGUUUUCAUUUGAACCAAAAAUUCGAUCUCCUCGUAGAUUCAUUGGCAGCCCUAGGACACCAGUCAGCCCUGUCAAGUUUUCUCCUGGAGACUUCUGGGGAAGAGGUGCUUCCGCCAGCACGGUGACGACGCAGCCACCUGUGGAGUAUCCCAUGGAGACUAGCGGAAUAGAACAAAUGGACGUGACGACGAGCGGAGAGGCAUCGGCACCCCUUCCGAUCCGCCAGCCUAACUCUGGGCCCUACAAAAAACAAGCCUUUCCCAUGAUCUCCAAACGGCCGGAGCACCUGCGCAUGAAUCUAUGACAGCGCAGUGCGGCUGACAGAUCUAACUCCAUAAAGACAGAAACAAAAGAUGGAACAUGAGCAUCCUACAAGCUGAAAUGAGAAUUCAGAAAGACAGUAUCAUUGCACAGACGGUUUGGGAAAAGGAAAAACCAAAACGGAUUUAAAAAAAAUAAUCAAUCAAUGGUGCAAAAAAAAAAAAAACCCCAAGCAAAACGGCGUUGCAGAUGUCUAGGCACGUCUAUUAACUGGUUUCCGGCGACACCUCACCUUUCCAGGAUCUUUCACGUCGAUGGCUUGAAAUUGACAGUAUUAAGGGUAGGAUGUUGCUCUGGAAUCAGCAGAGUCAUGAGUUUGUCAACAAGGGUCAGCCCUUUCGCUAGGCAAAAGUAUGAGAUGCCGAUUAACACUUGCGGCUUGAGGACAGAUUAGCAUGCAAGCUUGAUCAAACUCUUUCCUCUGGCAGUGUGGAAUCAAAAGAUGAAAGAAACUUAACGAUUAACGUUUUACGUGCAAACAACCUAAUGAAUUUUUUUUAUAUAAAUAUAUAUUUUUCAAAUAGAUUUUUGAUUCAGCUCAUUAUGGAAAGCAUCCCAAACUUUCAAAUGCAGAAUUAUCGGUCAGCGUGCAGAAGGCCAGACUUAACUAGUUCUGUUUCUUCUCUUGUUGGAAUAAUAAAAUGGAAAAUGAAUCAUUGCUAACUACAGCUGUGGCUCGUUUGAGGGAUGGGGGAGGAACUGGGGCUCACUUCACUACCCAGCUGCAAAUACUUGUAACACUAGGAGAAAAAGGAUCUACUCAGUGCCUUGGCCCUUGUCCACUGGCACUGCUGAGUUGAACUGGAAGCCAGAGGCUAGACAAAACUUCUAUGUCUAUAAUUCAUCUUUGUCCGGGGCCCGUGCUUCCCCGGGGGGAAAAAAACAAAAGAAAGCUCACCCCCUCUUCUUCCUUGUGUUUGUGUUUGGUUUAAGUGCUAAAUUCCGAUCUAGACCGGCACCCUCCAAAGGGGCCCGGGUAGCAGGUCCCUCCGGGGAAGGUGGCUCACCGGGCUGGAGGAGGAUGCUGGUCGCCGUCUGUCUCCAAGUCUUACCGGGCCAGUAAUCUCGCUGCAGCCAACCAACCGGUAAGAAGGUUCUGGAGUUUACUCUUGUGGUUUCUAUUUACCGUGUGCGCUGUUUACCCUCCGCCCUUUUCCGCAGGAGUUUCGCGCUGAGGGCCCGUAGGUUUUCUGAUGGUAAGAGUAGUAGAUGGCCUUUUGAUGAACGUCUUCCACAGUAAGGACUUCUUAGCCGCUUAAUUUAGACGACAUAUUAGAUGCUACGUUUUGGAGAUUGUCAGAAAAAUCUCUACAGAUGGCUUACAGGUACAAAGAAUAAAAAUAAAGGUAACUUUACCUUAAUUACUUCCUGCCUUAAAGAGAGCAUUUCUGCGAUUAUAGCUGGUCAAAGGGUUAGCAGCUGCAAAGCUUUUUCAGGAGGUAGACGGUGUGAAUGAGUGUGUCGUGCACAGACCGGUCUAACGGAUGAUCCUGUCACCUUUUGGCUUGCCACUCUGUACUGUCUUCAGUCCACAGCUCUUCAAAUUCAACCUGUGAUGCUCACCCUCCUAGGGAUUUUUCUAUAGAUGCUGCUUGUUCUGUGUUCUCCAAACCUAUUUGAGCCAUAGGAUCCAAGCCAUAAAGUUCUUUACACCCACUGAAUCCAGCCAGACAUAAGCAAGGCUUUUUCAGUUUUUUUCUUUUUUUAAUGGUCAAUCAUUAGUGUGAGGUGACUCCCACCUCUUCAACACAAGGCAGUGCUAUCAAGUCUGAAAGGGGAUCUGAAGAGAAUUUUUUUCAGUUAUAUGUUACUGACAGCUACUGAAGGGGAAAAAAUGGCUAGUUUCUCUUGGCAGGAAGCUUUUUAUUUCUCUCCCCUUUUAGCAGCCUAUCUUUUCUUUUUUUCUUUGGUGGCUGCUUCUUUGGUGGUUUUUGUAGAAAAAAACCUUCUCGAUUACCUUUGCUCAACUAAUGAUCCAAGUCCAAAACUGCUCUCCCGUACUCUGUCCUUUCUGGGACACACUGAGAACCCAGUUCUGUAAUGUGCCGCGACCACCGGAUUUGAAAACAAGCAGAACCUGGCUUGUGCUAUAGAGGGAUCGUUUCCAUCCCGUCCCAUCACCAAAGCAGAUACUUUCACAUCCACACUGUCCCAGUUCUAUUUUCUAGUAACAUUGACACUGUGAUUGAAUAUGACCCCAUAGUUCUUUCAUCUAUCUUCCCAAACCAGUAUGGCUGGCAAUAAUGACAAGAGUUGCAAAACUCUGGUGCGGAGAUAUUGUUAAACUAAAUAUAUAUAUAUAUAUAUAUUCAUAAUCUGUUUAACAUCCACUGAAGUGGACUUAAGCUCCCAUACUGUCACACGUUCUUAUUCUGUAACAGUGCUCCAUAAUAUGGACGUUACUGAUGCUCCAACAAUGACUGUGAAAAUGUGUCCUGUGACACCUUGGUGUCAUUCAGACAGCAAGUACACACUAUGCAAUGUGGUUUCUCCUAUAUUUAUUUGUAAAAAUCCAAACAUAGUUUAUAUAUAUACAUAUAUAUAUAUAUAUAUAUAUAUAUUUAGUGUCAACAUUACUAGUCAUGAACUUCUAGGAGGAGCUUUGUUCUACCUUAAAGUUAUUUCAGAUAAGUGCUAGUGUACGGAAGCUUAAAAAGCUUCUCCUUUUUCACUUUUCUUUAACUAUAGCAAUUAUAGACUCUUAUUUUUUUAUUUUGUACAAGCUGUGCUUUUUUAAUUAAUGUAAUCAUUGAAUUUCACUAUACUAAUUUGAUUUCUACGACUUCUAGCAUUACAGAAUAAACCUGGGUUCGUAAAUCCUGCUGUGAUUAACAAUGUAAAGUAUUAAAUCUUGAAUUUGAACCAAAUUGUUUUUAAGUUGUUUUCAAAAAUAAGUCUGUUUUGCAUUUGCUAUUGAAAAAUGAGGUUGAGUGCCUACCAGCUUUAUUUCAGAACAUUUUGAGGAGGAAGAUAACGCUAGGGAGUCGGUUGUACUCUUGGUAUGCCACAACUCCAAACUUUUCAUUGUCGGUAUGGAUUGGUGACACAGGAUAUUCUGAAUCCUACUGAGACUGAGCCAGUGAAUUUUUGAGUGCCUACCGCAACCAGCCGCUUAGGUGGGAAUAAAGGAAGAUGGCACGAUCCCUGCCCUUGAGGAAUUUACAAUCUACCAGGGAAGACAGAAUCACUCACCCCCAUUUGUCCUUCGAUGACAAUCUACCAGGGAAGACAGAAUCACUCACCCCCAUUUGUCCUUCGAUUAAUUCUCUUCUGCCUUUUAUCUGUAACCGCAAGGUGCAAUGAUAGCGGAGUAAAGGUGUAAUGCCUGAAUGAUGAAAGCUGAUGCCUAACUCCACCCCUCACCUCCACACCGUUGGUUAACCCAUUGGUUAAACUGAUUUUUUGUCAGUGUGAUGAAGUAAAAUCUAAGCAUCAAUCCACGUUUCCAAAAAGAGAAACCCAAGCAGCCUAGUAAAAGUAUGUCACUGGCCUCUGCUGUGGGCUAAAGACCUGUCUGCGCUGCUGCCAGAGAAAAUUCAUCACUUGUCAGUUAACAGCACAAGUAUUGCCUCAAAUAAAUACUCUAUUUUCCUUUUUUUUUUUUUACCCCAAGUUGGCUUUGCAUCCAUCUAUCAAAACCAACUCUCUUAGCUGCCUUACUUAAAGGAAUGAUAUAAUUAGGGUGACAACCCUUUCUGCUUUUCCUCAUCUUGUAUUUAGUUUACUGUAUUAAAACAUAUACUUGACUACAGAAUGAAUGGAUGUAAAUAGCCAUUAAAUGCAAAUUUGAAUGAACGUGAA